CAAGCCAAGCGGUUUAGUUUUGAACGUACAUCUCUGGCAACAGGACGGUAUUGAUUCUCGUUCAUCAUUCUGUAAUAUAUUUGUCAUAGUGACAAGUUUGAGUUUCUGACAACUACAAAACGAGUGGCUGGAAAAAUCUUGUGCAAUCAGCGUAUUGUCGUCCGUUCGUUUCCGUCCGCAACUCCCCUAAAAAAAAAUGUUUCCGGCCGUCAAGUUAUAUUCUCUGCGCGAGCAGCUUAGUCUGAGCCAUGAUAACGUGUACGACUUUGCAGUAUUUUCGUGGCAAUCAAAACGGAAUCAAGUGUCGGGGCAUUAUCUCAUCUACCGUUUCGUCGUUGCAGCUCUAUUUUUAGCUGUUGUCACCUUCUGUGGGUCGAGAAGUAACCACCCGGAAUACUGGAUGAUUUAUCUCAGCCAUAUUGGACUUAUUCUGCAAACUUUGCAUUUGGCAAUUAGCGCUGCCGUUCCAGUUCAGCUUCUUUUGCUAGCCAGCAGAAAUCGCAUUGACAAUGAAAUGCUUCCUUUGGCACGGCUCUCUUGGUUUCUCUACAACGUCACCAAUCUAUUGAGUUUGGUUAUUUCGGUCGUCUUUUGGGCCGUCCUCUUCACUCCAGGCAAAGGACUGAAAGAUAGAGAUGUCCUUGUCCACGCGCUGAACUCUGUCAUGUCGAUCAGCGAUAUAUUCAUUAGCAAGAGACCGUGUCGUAUGUUGCACUUCCACCAUUCACUGGCUGCAUUAAUACCGUAUGUCACAUUUAGUGCCAUUUAUUGGGCAGCAGGAGGUACAAGAGAAAACGGCCUCUCUUACAUUUACCCGAUUCUCAAUUGGGAGAAUCUUAGCUUAACAGUUCCCUUUCUGAUGAUGGGACUCAUCUUCGGUCUACCCUUUGUUCACGGUAUUAUUUGGAGUCUCCACUUGCUGAGAGAUCGCCUAAUCAGGUGUUGUAAAUGUGACGACCAUCACGAUCAUCAAAGUCAAUGGAACUCUGCUUUCGUUCCAGACGACAAAAGUGCAGAUAGCACAAUUGUGAUUAAAGCCUAAAUUUUCCAUUUAAGCCCAAAUACCCAACGUUCAAGUGCAAAAACUAGUGUCUGUAUUUCAUCAUUGUGGCCAAUUUUAUUUCAAUGAAUCUAUUAUUUGCAUACUGUCGCAUUUAAAAAUCUACCUUCUUUUUUAUUAUCGUGAAAUUGUCGUAAAAUAUCUCCAAUGACUAGCCUUUUGCAAUGAAUUCUGAAAACUUUUGAUCCACUAAUAUGUAUCUCAAGGAAUGACUCGAGGAAUGAUUAAAAUGUAAAAAUCGUAUAAAUAAAGUUUAUUUUAUUAUCGGAA
Molecule: messenger RNA, 1330 nt
Organism: Daphnia magna
Lineage: Eukaryota; Metazoa; Arthropoda; Branchiopoda; Diplostraca; Daphniidae
Product: protein rolling stone
Exons: 4
Coding region: 197-1042 (281 amino acids)
Cellular component (GO): membrane
Source: RefSeq, a predicted model, not a curated record